AUGUCGGAUUCGCAGCAAAAUUUUGCGCCCAUUCCUUCCCAUCCUACUGUGGAGGAUGCCGAUAAGGAUGGGGAUGAAAAAAAAGAUCACCAUCCCGAUGAUGCCACCAACACAGAUACUCUCCUUCCAGACGAGCUCGGUGUGAAACCUAAUGUCUCCACUGCCCAACGAUGGCGAACUGCAAGCAAGCGGGUUCGGAACCAUGCAGCCACGAUAGCCGAGAAGCUCGGACGACCCCACGAAAAUCAGGCCGAUGGUUUGGAUUCGCCGAUGUUACCGGAGAAUUAUGGAGCAACGGACGACAUCAAAGGAUUUGAAGCUCGCCAGGCAGCUGAUGAGGAAUCACGACUUCCCGGCACAGACUAUGAUGCACAAGCUCGUCUUUUAGUCGAAAGAUUGGGGUUGGAACCCGAGCCUCGGCGUCCACGCUUUGAAGAACCACGUUCCGGUGCGACGACACCAGGAACCCCAGAUGAACAUGGGACAGCAACGCCCGGUGGUCCACCGGGAGGGUUGCUAUCGCAAUUACUUCGUGUCUAUGCCAGUAAUCUCCACACGGCGAGUCGGAUGAGCGUGGUCUCCACGUCGUCAGAAACCGACCUCGAUACAGAGAGCAUGCCACCAUCUGGCACAGUGACACCAGGUGGAAAGAACGACAAGUUAAAAUGGUACAAAAAUGCCGGCCAUCGAAGACCAAAUCACAGCUAUACUUCUUCUCUCGUUCAGGCAUCUAUGGACAUGGGUCGGGUCGGGGUACCCACAGCGACGGGUCCCCCACCUGCGAAUCCCAAAGAACGCAAGAAGCAGAGGCGCAAGAGCAAGAAAAGCGUCAAGCUCACCGUGCACAUCGCCGCUCUUCUUGCCCGUCAGCAGUACAUUAUGCAGCUAUGCCGUGCUCUGAUGAAGUACGGCGCCCCGACCCAUCGACUCGAAGAGUACAUGAUGAUGACCUCGAACGUGCUGGAAGUCAAGGCCCAGUUCCUGUACAUUCCAGGAUGCAUGUUCAUGUCAUUUGAUGACCCGUUGAUACGCACCGCAGAGGUGAAGAUUAUCCGCGUGAUACAGGGACUGGAUCUAUCCCGACUCGCGGAGACACACAGCGUCUACAAGAAUGUUGUACAUGACCUCGUCGGCGUCGAACAAGCCACCAACGAACUUGAUCAGAUCAUGCAGCGCAAGCCGCGCUAUAAUCGCUGGCUAUUGGUCUUCCUAACUGGCUGCGCCAGCGUCGCCGUCGGGCCGUACUCCUUCAUGGCGCGGCCCGUCGACCUACCCAUCAUUUUUGUGCUGGGCUGUCUCGUGGGCUUCAUGCAGCACAUUAUCGCGCCGAACUCGGCGACCUACUCGAACGUGCUGGAAGUCUCCGCCGCAAUCCUUACUUCCUUCAUCGCGCGCGCUUUCGGGAGCAUUCAGCACAACGGCGAGCGGGUCUUCUGCUUCUCAGCAAUGGCACAGUCCUCGAUAGCUAUGAUCCUUCCCGGAUUUGCCGUACUAAGUAGCAGUCUCGAGCUACAAUCGCACCAAAUGAACGCAGGCUCGAUCCGGCUCGUGUUCACAAUCAUUUACUCGCUCUUCCUCGGGUACGGAGUUACAGUCGGGACAACGAUCUACGGAUUGAUGGACCAUAACGCGACGAAUGAGUCGACAUGCUCGGGUCUAGAUGUAUGGGGCAACGAGUAUAUCCAGCGAUUCCCAUUCGUCGCGCUCUUCUGUCUCUUCGCAGCACUGAUCAAUCAGUCCAAGCCUAAACAGCUCCCUGUGACCAUCUUCAUGGGAGUCUGUGGCUAUGUUACGAACUACUUCAGUACGAAGAAACUCGGCUCGAACCAGGUCGCUAAUACCGUCGGCGCAUUCACGAUUGGUCUGCUGGCCAAUUUGUAUAGUCGGCUGUGGCAUGGUCAUGCGGCUGCUGCUAUCAUCCCCGGUAUCUUCACCCUCGUCCCGUCUGGUCUUGCGUCCAGUGGAUCGAUUAUCUCCGGGUUGGAGUAUGCCGAGGCAGUGGCUUCUGGUAAUGUCACCAAUACCAGUGCGACGUCUAAUAGCUCGCUUACCUCGCUGGGCUAUGGUAUGAUCCAGACGGCGAUUGGUAUUUCGGUCGGGCUGUUUAUCUCGGCAUUGAUCGUGUAUCCGCACGGGAAGAAGCGGAGCGGUAUUUUCAGUUUGUAG
Penicillium paradoxum is the source of this 2166-nucleotide messenger RNA. RefSeq names its product threonine/serine exporter family protein. Bases 1 to 2166 code for a protein of 721 amino acids. NCBI's taxonomy places the organism in Eukaryota, Fungi, Ascomycota, Eurotiomycetes, Eurotiales, Aspergillaceae. The record is from RefSeq and is a predicted model, not a curated record. The transcript has a single exon. Gene Ontology annotation, molecular function: transmembrane transporter activity. Gene Ontology annotation, biological process: transmembrane transport.